Molecule: messenger RNA, 1007 nt
Organism: Camellia sinensis
Lineage: Eukaryota; Viridiplantae; Streptophyta; Magnoliopsida; Ericales; Theaceae
Product: 21 kDa protein
Biological process (GO): negative regulation of catalytic activity
Molecular function (GO): enzyme inhibitor activity
Source: RefSeq, a predicted model, not a curated record
CCCCUUCCCUAGAUUCAUCAUCCUCUCCAUCUUCCCUACCAAUCAAAGAGAGAGAAAGAAAAGAUGGAAUGUUCAUUUGUUUCCCAUGCAAUAGCCCUCCUCUUUACCCUUCAACUCACUACUUCCAUGGCAUUCCCCCCUUCUGAUCAAACAAACACAGACUUCAUCAAAACCUCAUGCAGCAACACAACAUACCCUCAACUAUGCUACACCACUCUCUCCAGCUACGCCAACGACAUUCAAGACAGCCCCAAACUCCUAGUCAAGACUUCCCUCACCGUCACUCUCACCACUGCCCAAUCAACCUCCACCGCCAUUUCAAACCUCUCGAAAAGCCAUGGCUUGAGCCCCAUGGAGGCUUCAGCCAUGAGCGACUGCGUGGAGGUGCUCGGAGAUGCGGUGGACGAGCUGCAAAAGUCCAUUGCAGAGAUGGGGCUAAGUGAAGGAACCAAUUGGGGACUUCAAAUGAGUGAUAUACAGACAUGGGUGAGUGCGGCGUUGACAGAUGUCGACACAUGUAUGGAUGGAUUUGCUGGACAUGCCAUGGAUGGGAAUAAGGUGAGGGAUAAAGUGAGAGGAAUUGUUGUGAAUGUUGCACAUAUGAUUAGCAUUGCUUUGGCUCUUAUCAACAACAACUAUGCCUCUUCCCAACCUAUUUUCUCACCUUAGUGAUAUAUUAGUAAUUGUGGUGUAAGCAUGUAUUUGGUUCACUUCCUCUGCUUUUUCUCACUUUUUUUGUCUCUCAAAUAUCAUUGUUCUGCUACUAGGAAGAAGCAUAAUAUUCAUUGAAAAAUAUUGGUGUAAGCAAAUAUUCCUAAUAUUUGUGGGAAUACGAAGCAUCCACGACAAUAAGACUUGAAUUCAGGAAGAAGAACACUAGGCAAAGCCUUCGUCUUGGGAAUGGGAAGCAUUUAGUGAUGUUAUAUUUGUGCAUAUCUGGAUUUGUAAGUGUGGAUUAUUUAAUUGUGUUGUAAUAUAAGCAUUAAUAUAAUUUAUUUCAGAUCAAA